This is a messenger RNA of Hibiscus syriacus, 656 nucleotides long. RefSeq names its product glucose-6-phosphate isomerase, cytosolic 2B-like. NCBI's taxonomy places the organism in Eukaryota, Viridiplantae, Streptophyta, Magnoliopsida, Malvales, Malvaceae. Gene Ontology annotation, molecular function: monosaccharide binding; carbohydrate derivative binding; glucose-6-phosphate isomerase activity. The transcript has 7 exons. Gene Ontology annotation, biological process: glycolytic process; glucose 6-phosphate metabolic process; gluconeogenesis. The record is from RefSeq and is a predicted model, not a curated record. Gene Ontology annotation, cellular component: cytosol. Bases 1 to 606 code for a protein of 201 amino acids.
AUGGCCAAGUUCUUCAAAAGUUUCACUAAAUUCAUGUCUUCCAAAGGAAAAGAAGGAAAGUAUGAAUCAAGUAAGAAGAAAGAUCCCCCGUUUUACAUGCUGCACGGUGAAGUUCAUCUAUCUUCCAUUUUAGCUGCAAACUUCAUCUACCAGCUUUAUUAUGGGGUGCUUUUGGGUUUGCUCAAUGUAUGGAAUGUUUCAUUUCUUGGAUAUCUUGCAAGGGCUAUUUUACCUUACUCUCAGGACCUGGAGAAAUUCACUCCACGUAUUCAACAGGUCAGCAUGGAGAGUAAUGGCAAAGGUGUGUCAAUUGAUGGUGUCCCACUUCCUUAUGAGGCCGAUGAAAUUGAUUUUGGUGAACCUGGAACAAAUGGCCAGCACAACUUUUAUCAACUAAUCCAUCAGGGUCGUGUAAUUCCCAGUGAUUUCAUUGGUAUUGUGAAGAGCCGGCAACCUGUGUACCUUAAAGGUGAAGUGGUCAGCAACCAUGAUGAGCUUAUGUCCAACUUUUUCGCACAGCUAGAUGCCCUGGCAUAUGGGAAGGUAGUAUUUUGCUUUCUUAGGUAUCAAUUAUUUGUCAUUAUUGUAACAACCAAUGCCAUUUAAUUUCAAGCACUAGAGCGUUUAUAUUAAAAUUUCCUGAAUCUUUGCCUAAA